Messenger RNA from Papaver somniferum (opium poppy), 411 nucleotides. RefSeq lists its product as uncharacterized. NCBI's taxonomy places the organism in Eukaryota, Viridiplantae, Streptophyta, Magnoliopsida, Ranunculales, Papaveraceae. The transcript is spliced from 2 exons. The record is from RefSeq and is a predicted model, not a curated record. The coding region runs from base 1 to 411 and encodes 136 amino acids.
AUGUGCAGCCCUAACGAGGAAGGUUGGUAUUUCCCUGAUUCUAUGGAUGAAGAUAUGAGUAACACUGUUGAGAAGCUGAAAAUAGUGGAACUUGACCAGAUUGCUCUUGAUACUAUUGUGUGGAAGCCUAGUGCUUCUGGUGCAUAUACUAUGAAAGACACUUAUAAGUGUUUAGAUGGUUAUGGAGAUGUUGUUCAAUGGCAGAGUAUUGUGUGGUUCAAGUCACAUGUUCCAAGGAAUUCUUUCAUCACAUGGCUCGCUUUACAUGGUAGGCUCAAGACUAAGGAGAAGAUGGUACAGUGGGGUUUAUCCCAGGUGGAUGAUUGCAAAUUAUGUGAGUAUAUGGAAGGGGCUAUUAUUAAAAAUGGGGUUUAUCAGAGAGACUUGCAGUUGUUGGAUGGAGAAAAUUAG